Molecule: messenger RNA, 589 nt
Organism: Mandrillus leucophaeus (drill)
Lineage: Eukaryota; Metazoa; Chordata; Mammalia; Primates; Cercopithecidae
Product: histone H2B type 1
Exons: 2
Coding region: 62-442 (126 amino acids)
Cellular component (GO): nucleosome
Molecular function (GO): structural constituent of chromatin; DNA binding; protein heterodimerization activity
Source: RefSeq, a predicted model, not a curated record
UAAAAGCCCUAUAAGUAGCAGAAAUCCGUUGUUUACUUCCGACACAUUUCUGGUGUUAAAGAUGCCUGAGCCAGCCAAGUCUGCUCCCGCCCCGAAGAAGGGCUCCAAGAAGGCGGUGACCAAGGCGCAGAAAAAAGAUGGGAAAAAGCGCAAGCGCAGCCGCAAGGAGAGCUACUCUGUUUAUGUGUACAAGGUGCUGAAGCAGGUCCACCCCGACACCGGCAUCUCUUCCAAGGCGAUGGGGAUCAUGAAUUCUUUCGUUAACGACAUAUUUGAGCGUAUCGCGGGGGAGGCUUCCCGCCUGGCGCAUUACAACAAGCGCUCGACCAUCACCUCCAGGGAGAUACAGACUGCCGUGCGCCUGCUCCUUCCCGGAGAGCUGGCCAAGCACGCCGUGUCGGAGGGCACCAAGGCCGUCACCAAAUACACCAGCUCCAAGUAAACUUUUCAACUUCUGCCGGUGCUGUUUCAGCCGUCAUGGAGAAACCUCUAACCAAGAAGAGAGGGAAGAAGCCGGCUGGCUUGACAAGUGCAAGUCGCAAAACACCGAACCUCUCUGUGUCCAAGUUGAUCACCGAGGCCCUUUCAG